UGCUAUGGGGAAAUCUUGCCUGUAUGCGCGCAUUCAUGUGUCAAAGUAUUGACCCGCGCGAGUACCCGUAGUGGUGACAGCAAAAACAACGAGCCGGCCCGUGGAACGUCUGUCACACCGGAAGUAACGGGGAUUGCCUGUACUGGGGGGUGGGGGGUAGGGUGCGGAGAUCUCGGUGUGUUCAGCGCUGAGGGUCACAGGAAUAAGUGCAUGGACUCUCUGUAAGCUGUGUGGGAGCUCAGGGCUCAGUCGGCUGCAGCCGUCCUGAGACCAUCCUGCUCCGGAUACAAGGUGUGAAUGAGCGAGGAGGAGCCCCCCGCUGCCCUCACCGACACCACCCUGCGCUUCCUUUGUCAAGAUGACAUAGACACAGUAAAGGAGCUAUGUGCCGUCUGGUUCCCCAUCGAGUACCCCGAUUCGUGGUACAGAGAUAUCACAUCGAACAAGAAAUUCUUCUCUUUGGCUGCCACCUACUAUGGGCAAAUUGUGGGAAUGAUUGUAGCAGAAAUCAAGAGCAGGACCAAAGUGCACAAAGAGGAUGGUGAUAUCUUGGCAUCCAGUUUCUCAGGUGACACCCAAGUGGCAUACAUCCUCAGCCUCGGUGUUGUAAAGGAAUUCCGAAAACAGGGUAUUGGAUCCCUGCUACUGGAAAGCUUAAAGAGCCACAUCUCCAGCACUGCCCAGGACCACUGCAAGGCUUUGUACCUCCAUGUCCUGACCACUAACAACAAUGCCAUCCGCUUCUAUGAGAACAGGCACUUCCACCAGCACCACUACCUGCCCUAUUACUACUCCAUUCGUGGGGUACUGCAAGACGCCUACACUUACGUGCUUUACCUCAAUGGAGGCCACCCACCCUGGACCGUUGUGGAUUAUUUGCAGCACUUGGGAUCAGCACUGGCAGGUUUUAGUCCUUGUUCUCUCCCACAACGGAUAUGCCGCCAGGCUCACACUCUUCUGCGCAGUCUGCUGCCAUGGUCCAGCAUCUCCGCUAAGAGUGGGAUUGAGUAUAGUCGCACCAUGUGACAACAGAUUGAUGGAAUUUGAAACAUUAACUGGAGUUCCAGUUUAUCCGUCACAAUCUGAAUCAGCCAUCAAACCAGGACUCCGACAGCCAGCCUUGGUCCUCAUACAGGCCUCACCUGUCCUCUUAUCCAGUUAGGGGUGUGGAUUUCAGGUCUGCUACUGAAUGGCCUCCUUUAACAGCCCACGAAACGGCUUUUUAUGUCUGUAUGAAACAAUCUCUCAGAACAUUUUUUUAAUAAGAUCUUAUCCUGCCACUGAACAGAGUCCUCCUUCCCCCCCCACUCUCAGAUUUUGCCUCCCUUUUUAUUUAUCACCAGUACAGUCACAAAUAUCUUUUUUAUUUUUGUUUAAUUUCAUAACCUGGAUCUCCUUGAUUAUUUACGGGUUUAAGCAUAUGGAUUAAUGCAUUGAAGUAAUUGUUUUAUGUUCUUUAUUUGAUAAGUGAAGGGACUGGUUUGUAGUAGGCUGAGUUUGAAGCAAACUGGGGCCUAUUUAUGGGCAUAAAGUGCUUUGUUCCCAUUGAUUUUCAUGGUCUUCUGGCUGUAAAUAGGAGACGAGAGAAAAAAAGCAAGUAGCCCUUAUGUCAGUUCAGCAGAGUCAGGGCAAGUGUGAAGUCAUUAAAACAUCUAUCCUUUAGUUAAGGAGGGAUAUUUUUAAUGAUUGUCCAGUUGAGUUAUUAACAUUAUUAUUAACAUUUAUUUAUAUAGCGCCAGCAUAUUUCACAGCGCUGUAGUUCCUUGUGUUUGUAAGCUGGACAUCCAUUCUGUAUCCAGACGUCCAAAUUACAGGCACCAAGAGACGCAUAUAUGAAUCAGAAUAUGAAGAUUAACUUUAAAUAGUGAUUGUUUACUUUCUCUUUCACUCCUGUGUGCUGCUUUGGAUGAAAGGUUUAAAGCAGAACGAUCCACCAACAGAGAAUUCGACGAUAAAACGUGUUUUCAGGCUUCAAUACCAUCCCAAGCAGAGCUGGAUUUCUAAAAGGUGCACCCCUAGGCUGCACACCUCCCAGACCCCCCCCACCACGACCCACUCGCACUUCCCCUGCACUCCCCAACUCUUCACAACCCCCCAUCCUUCUCGUAAAGUGCCGCCACUCGCCUCCUUCGCAAUUUUCCCAUUUUCCGGCACUGGGAGGGCGGGCUCAGAGUGCCAGGUCCGGAGCGUGGUGGGGACAGGUUCAAUUGUGGUUAGCUUGCAGCCCCCAGCAUUUUGCCGCCCUAGGCCCAGGCCUUUGUGGCUUGCCCACAAAUCUGGAUCCCAAGGACGCCACAUCUGCGGGGGUGACCUUUUAAAGAUCUUUGUCUAUGAAGGUGCCCCCAGUAGCUCCCCAUCUUCUUUUCUGCUGAUUCACUGCACAUGCUCUGUGCUGCUGAUCUUAGGGACCGAAUCACAAUAAAUUUGUAUAUUUACAAUAUAAAAGUCAUGAUACAAGACUAAGAUUCACAUUAUACAUGGCAACAUAGAAACCAGUGCAUUCUGCUUGAGAACUUAAUAAUCAGUCCUGUGGCAUUAGAUUCUAUGCCCAAUAUAACUUCACUUUUCUGCUGAUGUUUUGAUGAUUUCUAAUGACCCCCUAAGCUUAGCUUUGAACACUAGUGGUGCCACUGACACCCAACAUACGGCCUAACAAGAUUGAGAGCUGCUGUGGGCAACUUUGCAGGCCUGGAUCAUUACUGUUAUAGGGCUGAACCUUUGGGUUAGUAAGUUCAUAUAAAAACAGCCUUUUUAUAAUGGUUUAGUCCUGCUUUAAGGCUUCUGGUGUCUGUUAUGUGCUAUUCUAAAACUGAAUGCAAAAAGUCUUAAUAUUUUGUUCUUUGUGGGUUUUAAUUGCUCUCCAGGUUAAACUAUGGCUGCA
This is a messenger RNA of Xenopus laevis (African clawed frog), 2881 nucleotides long. RefSeq names its product N-alpha-acetyltransferase 60-like (gene naa60.S). Gene Ontology annotation, biological process: chromatin remodeling. The coding region runs from base 298 to 1026 and encodes 242 amino acids. Gene Ontology annotation, cellular component: Golgi membrane. Gene Ontology annotation, molecular function: protein N-terminal-methionine acetyltransferase activity; transferase activity; protein-lysine-acetyltransferase activity. Lineage: Eukaryota; Metazoa; Chordata; Amphibia; Anura; Pipidae. The transcript is spliced from 8 exons. The record is from RefSeq and is a predicted model, not a curated record.